GUACAGUCUAGUCGUGCAAAUAUACAGGUCCAACACACUCGAUAUCCACAGACUGAAGCCAAGCUGUACUUCCACAACACUGUUCAAGGAUUUCGGGGCCAUCAAGAAUCGACACUUGUCCAAAGUUUUCGGGGACGACAUACUAAUAGCCCCAUAGCAAUGAUAGCAUUGAUGCGGUCACCGGCCGCACAAAAUCCAGACACAUAUACGGGGGAGCUUCAGUUACUCAUUCGGUUCAAGCGAUGGCCCCAACACUAGUACUUGCACUUGCCCUCAUAGCGCUUGUAUCUUUCGUGGUAGUGCAAUCCUUGCAAAAGAAGAGACACACUAAGAAGCAUCCUUUACCCCCUGGUCCUCCACCUCUCCCUUUUGUUGGAAAUGUGAUCGGAAUCGACCCAGAUCGUCCAUGGUUAGCAUACUCAAGGUGGGGAACUGAGUAUGGGGAAAUCGAUAUUGUGAUCAUCAACUCCGAAAGAGUUGCGCAUGACUUGCUCGACCGUCGUUCACACAACUAUUCCACAAGACCCCCAGGGCUUGUGCACCAUCUUGGCUUUUUUGGUCAUGACUACGACUCUUAUAUUGUCCCUUCGAGCUCUCGCACUUAUCAUGUCUUUACAGACAGGCGAAUCUUUCAUGAAGCAUUCCAUUUAGAAGCAGUGUCAUCCUUCCGUCCGAUUCAAAUGCGCAAUGCUCACAGUUUGAUACUAAACUUACUAGCCUCUCCGGAGGUGUAUGGAACCCAUUUCCACAUCUUCAGCACGGCUAUCAUCAUUUCAAUCAUGUAUGAUUAUGCCAUAGUGCCCAUUGAUGAUCCCUUUGUCACGCUCAUUGAACGCUCACUUGAGAUAGGUAUAAAAGCACUCAGGCCCGAGGUCACAGCUAUUUUAACAGAGUUACCCAUAUUGAAAAAAGUUCCUCCUUGGUUCCCUGGAGCGAGCUUUGUGAGGGAUGCUAUAGUCCUGAGAACCCUCGCUCCCAUGAUUAUGGACAUACCCUUUGAACAUGUGAAGAACAACAUGGCUGCGGGGACGGCUGCACCAUCCAUGGUGUCGGAUGCAUUGAAACGUAUACCAGUCAAAACACAAGAUGAAGGGGAGGCCGCUGUCCAGACGACGUCCACUUUAUAUGUCUUCCUGCUCGCGAUGGUUCUAUAUCCCGAGGUGCAAACACGCGCGCAAGCAGAGAUUGAUUCCGUCAUUGGGGAAACUCUGGAAAGAUCGCCCGACUGGGAUGAUCGCGCUUCUAUGCCCUACGUCAAUGCCAUCAUACUGGAGAUGCUGAGGUGGUUCCCUGUCGUCCCUCUGGGCAUUGGACAUGCCACAGUAAAUGACGACAUCUAUGAAGGUUACUAUAUUCCAAAAGGGGCUACCGUAAUAGCUAACACAUGGUUUAUGACGCGCAAUCCAGAUAAAUAUCCUAACCCAACGAGGUUCAUACCCGAGCGUCACAUGUCAAAAGUCGCUGUCGAAGAGCCGUCAACACACGGUCCUGAUGAUGUUUCCUUUGCUUUUGGAUUUGGAAGGCGUAUUUGUGUUGGACGACAUGUCGCCGAUGCCUCUUUAUUCGCCGCAGUUGUGAAUAUUCUAACUGUUUUCCGGUUGGAACGUGCGCCAGGAUGGAAUGUCGGGCCUGAUGCUGAAGGAGUGGAAUGGACCGGAGGCAUAUCGACGCACCCUGUAUUCCCGUGCAUAUUCACUCCUCGCCACACGAAGGAAAGAGUAUCGCAGUUGAUAAAAAUGCAAUGCUAA
This is a messenger RNA of Suillus discolor, 1748 nucleotides long. RefSeq names its product cytochrome P450. NCBI's taxonomy places the organism in Eukaryota, Fungi, Basidiomycota, Agaricomycetes, Boletales, Suillaceae. The transcript is spliced from 14 exons. The record is from RefSeq and is a predicted model, not a curated record. The coding region runs from base 243 to 1748 and encodes 501 amino acids. Gene Ontology annotation, molecular function: iron ion binding; monooxygenase activity; oxidoreductase activity, acting on paired donors, with incorporation or reduction of molecular oxygen.